Molecule: messenger RNA, 1097 nt
Organism: Drosophila navojoa
Lineage: Eukaryota; Metazoa; Arthropoda; Insecta; Diptera; Drosophilidae
Product: bicaudal D-related protein homolog
Source: RefSeq, a predicted model, not a curated record
UGCAGGCGGUUUCAGUUAGUACCGAACCCUCGCGCCAAACAGACGUCGUGCAUUCCAUAGCGGAAACCCGAGCGAACCGCAGACCAAAACAAAAGAAAAACCCAAAAGCGAACUACCAAAAAAGUCGCGUUUCUCGGCAUCGGCAUCGGAAUCGGAAGUUCUUUUUGGCUUGCUGUUGUCGCCGCCGCAGUCGCCGUCGUGACCGAGAGUUGAAUCGCCAUACAAACGCAUGCUGGGCUGCUCCUGGGCAGCGGACAUCUAUGGAAACAUCAUGUGGCUUGGGCCUGUCAUUCCCGAGGCACAGCUACAGCAUCAUAAGGGACUUCAGCGUCAUCAACAACAACAACGACAACAACAGCAGCAACAACAAGAGCGACUACAGCGUGUUGUCUUGUAUCUGAAAACCUAACCUAAUAAUACAAAGAAGAGAGAGAGAGAGAAAAAAAAAAAAAACAAAUUAUAAUCGCCGCUAACAAAAUAAAUCACUAAUCGCUCGCUCGCUCGCUCGAUUGCCCGGUCGAUCGCCUUCAUCAAAUCUAACAAGCAAUAAUAUACAUAUAAAUUAUUAUAUAUCGCAUUUUUGUGUUAUGUUUGUGUGUGUUUUGUUUGUUGUUCGUAAUACCACCCAACCACCACCACUUACCGCCUGCCGUUAACGAUCAUGCAUAGACCAACGCUAGCAAAUCCUAUAACUGCUGCCGGUAUUGCUUCAUCCAUAUCAAACAACAACUACAACUACAAAUCAAAACGCGCACGUCAACUCAGCAAGCCCACAACGGCCGGCACAGCAGCAGGGGCGACAGCUAAAGAGUCUGCAGUCGAUUUGUCAUCGCCACUCUACGAUAACCAUUCGCACUCCUCACUAAUUGACGCUUCAAUUGAUUUAGAACAUUACAUCAGCGCCAUGGAGGCACGACGCAACGAGAGCGAACCGGAUGUGUGGGCUCAGUUGCAGCAAAAGGAAUCGGAUAUACUAUUAGCAGCAGAGCUGGGCAAAGCUUUGCUAGAAAAGAACGAGGAACUGGUGAAACAGCAGGAGAAGCUAAUUGAGGAAUAUUCUAGCAAAAUUGAGGUAAGUUGACAUAUGAACUAAAAAU